Molecule: messenger RNA, 1782 nt
Organism: Aspergillus pseudotamarii
Lineage: Eukaryota; Fungi; Ascomycota; Eurotiomycetes; Eurotiales; Aspergillaceae
Gene: gel2
Product: 1,3-beta-glucanosyltransferase gel2
Exons: 3
Coding region: 110-1537 (475 amino acids)
Biological process (GO): fungal-type cell wall (1->3)-beta-D-glucan biosynthetic process
Cellular component (GO): cytoplasm; fungal-type cell wall
Molecular function (GO): 1,3-beta-glucanosyltransferase activity
Source: RefSeq, a predicted model, not a curated record
UAAAUAUCCUUUGCUUUGGAACUUCCUGUGGAAGCCCCUCCGUCCGUUCCUUUGAUUCUUUGUACUAGUUUUUUCUUCAGCGAGAGAGAGAGAGAGAUAUAUAUAAAAAAUGCCUUCGAUGUACACUCGUCUUUUCGCUGCGCUUUGCGCUCUUGCGACCACUGCGAAUGCUGUCACCACUAUCGAGGUGAAGGGCAAGGACUUUAUCAACAGCAAGACCGGUGAUCGUUUCCAGAUCCUGGGUGUCGAUUACCAACCCGGCGGCUCUUCUGGCUUCAAGAAGGACAAGGACCCUCUCAGCGACAAGGAUGCAUGCUUGCGUGAUGCCGCUCUCAUGCAGCGCUUGGGUGUGAACACCAUCCGUGUCUACAACUUGUCGCCCAGCCUCAACCAUGACGACUGUGCCUCCAUUUUUAACGCUGCCGGCAUCUACAUGAUCCUGGAUGUCAACUCCCCUCUGUACGGCAGCUACAUUGACCGUACCGCCCCCAAGAGCAGCUACAACGCCGUCUACUACGAACAGGUCUUCGGUGUCAUUGAGGCCUUCAAGAAUUACCCCAACACCCUCGGUUUCUUCGCCGGGAACGAGGUGAUCAACGAGCAGAGUGUCAAGGAGGUUGCCGCUUACAUCCGUGCCGUCCAGCGUGACAUGAAGGACUACAUCAAGAAGAACGUCGACCGCUCCAUCCCUGUUGGUUACUCCGCCGCUGACAUCCGUCCCUGGUUGAUGGAUACUGUGAACUACUUCAUGUGCGAGGACUCGGAUGAGCCGAGCUCCCAGUCCGACUUCUUCGGUCUCAACUCCUACUCGUGGUGCGGUGACUCGUCCUACAAGAAGGCCGGUUACGACAUCUUGACCGAGGACUUCAAGGACGCCUCCAUACCCGUCUUCUUCUCUGAGUACGGCUGCAACGAAGUGACGCCUCGUGUCUUCACCGAGGUGCAGGCCAUCUACGGUGAGGAGAUGACCCAGGCCUUCUCUGGUGGUCUGGUCUACGAGUACACCCAGGAGGCCAACAACUACGGUCUCGUCAAGAUCAACGACAGCGACACUGUCACUUUGCUCGUCGACUAUGAGAACCUGCAGAAGCAGUACGCUAAGCUCGACAUGGACCGCAUCCAGGCCUCUAACUCGACCCAGACUUCCGCCAAGGCUCCCAAGUGCAGCUCCGACCUGAUCAAGAACGGCACCUUCCUGAGCAAGUUCGACCUGCCCUCCCGCCCCUCCAAGGUCCAGGACAUGAUCGACAACGGUCUGUCCAAGGCCAACACCGGUAAGCUGGUCGAUGUCUCGACCACCGCCGUCUCUCAGAAGAUCUACGACCACACCGGCAAGGAGGUCACCGGCGUCCAGCUGAAGGCCCUUUCCAGCGGCGAGUCCAACACCCCCGGUAACAGCACCUCUGGAAGCUCCGGCUCCGGCUCCGGCUCCGGCUCCAGCAGUGACAACACCCAGGACAACGCAGCCGGCAAGAUGACCGCUUCCUUCAUGGGUCUGGUGGUCGGUGCCGCUGUGGCCGCGGUCUCCGUGCUGUAAUCAAUCGACUUCGUUGUGUUGUAUUUUCAUAUUGCGUGCGUUAAAUAAACUUCAUGUAUUGUUUUCCUUCGUGACCGAGAUGACUCUGGGAUGGUCAGCAAGUUUAUGAUACCAGUUCUGGGAUACUGGGACAAUUGACCUACUGGAGAUGUUAUUUAGAAUGGAGUCUUUUCACUUCCCAUCGGUAGCACGGUUUCUUUAUAAGUUUAAUUUGUAGAAAGCUUCAUACGAAGGGAACAUGAUCC